AUGAAAAUCACGAGUACCUCCUGCAUCUGCCCAGUCCUGGUGUGUCUCUGUUUUGUGCAGAGGUGUUAUGGGACCACUCACCACAGCUCCAUCAAGGGGACCAGAAACCAAACCAAACACAUCGAAGGUGAAACCGAAGUCCACCACCGUCCCAAAAGGGGGUGGGUUUGGAAUCAGUUCUUUGUUUUAGAAGAACAUAUGGGACCAGAUCCACAGUAUGUUGGAAAACUGCACUCCAAUUCUGACAAAGGUGAUGGGUCUGUCAAGUACAUCCUUACUGGAGAAGGUGCUGGGACUAUUUUUAUCAUUGAUGAUACCACGGGUGACAUCCACUCAACAAAAAGCCUAGACAGGGAGCAGAAGACCCACUAUGUACUUCAUGCGCAGGCUAUUGACAGACGAACAAACAAGCCCCUUGAGCCUGAAUCUGAGUUUAUCAUCAAAGUGCAAGACAUCAAUGACAAUGCUCCAAAGUUCACAGAUGGACCAUACAUUGUAACUGUGCCUGAAAUGUCAGAUAUGGGUACCUCUGUUCUACAGGUGACAGCCACUGAUGCAGAUGACCCCACCUAUGGAAACAGUGCUCGGGUGGUUUACAGUAUUCUCCAGGGACAGCCCUACUUCUCCGUAGACCCUAAAACAGGAGUUAUUAGAACUGCCUUACAUAAUAUGGACAGAGAAGCCAGAGAACAUUACUCAGUGGUCAUUCAAGCCAAAGACAUGGCUGGGCAAGUUGGAGGGCUUUCAGGAUCCACCACAGUCAACAUCACCCUGACAGAUGUCAAUGACAACCCCCCAAGGUUUCCUCAGAAGCACUAUCAGCUGUAUGUUCCUGAGUCAGCUCAAGUUGGUUCAGCUGUUGGGAAAAUCAAGGCAAAUGAUGCAGACACUGGCUCGAAUGCGGACAUGACAUAUUCCAUCAUUGAUGGCGACGGCGUUGGCAUAUUCUCCAUCUCCACUGACAAAGAGACAAGAGAAGGGAUCCUUUCCUUAAAAAAGCCACUGAACUAUGAGAAAAAGAAGUCAUAUACCCUCAACAUAGAAGGAGCCAAUACACACCUUGAUUUUCGCUUUUCUCACUUGGGUCCUUUUAAAGAUGCUACCAUGCUGAAGAUCAUUGUUGGGGAUGUAGAUGAACCACCACUAUUUUCCAUGCCUUCCUAUGUCAUGGAAGUCUAUGAAAAUGCCAAGAUCGGGACAGUUGUUGGCACAGUUUUGGCCCAAGAUCCUGACAGUGCUAAUAGCUUAGUAAGAUACUUCAUUGACUACAAUGCUGAAGAUGAUAGAUUUUUUAACAUUGAUGCCAACACUGGAACCAUUAAGACUACCAAGGUUCUUGAUAGAGAAGAAACUCCAUGGUACAACAUCACAGUUGCUGCUUCAGAAAAUGACAAUCCGAGCUUGCUGAGCCAUGUCACAGUGGGUAUUAGAGUUCUGGAUGUCAAUGACAAUCCUCCCGAGCUUGCCAGGGAAUAUGAUAUUGUUGUCUGUGAAAAUUCUAAGCCCGGUCAGGUUAUUCAUACCAUCAGUGCCACUGAUAAAGACGAUUUUGCCAAUGGACCAAGGUUUAGCUUCUUUCUUGAUGAACAUCUGUCUGUAAACCCAAACUUCACUCUGAAAGAUAAUGAAGAUAACACAGCCAGCAUUCUGACAAGGCGGAGGAGAUUUAGUCGAACUAUUCAGGAUGUGUAUUAUCUCCCCAUUAUGAUCUCUGAUGGUGGAAUCCCCUCUCUCAGCAGCAGCAGCACCCUCACCAUCAGGGUUUGUGCAUGCGAGAGAGAUGGGCGCGUGCGGACCUGCCAUGCCGAAGCCUUCCUGUCCUCGGCUGGUUUGAGUACAGGAGCCUUAAUCGCUAUUCUUCUGUGUGUUGUCAUUCUCCUAGCUAUUGUUGUACUUUUCAUCACCCUGAGACGCAGCAAAAAAGAGCCCCUGAUCAUUUCAGAGGAGGACGUGCGGGAAAAUGUGGUCACCUAUGAUGAUGAGGGGGGUGGCGAGGAAGACACGGAGGCCUUUGACAUCACCGCCUUGAGGAAUCCAUCUGCUGCUGAGGAGCUCAAGUACCGCAGAGAUAUCAGACCGGAAGUGAAACUUACCCCCAGGCACCAGACAUUGUCCACCCUGGAAAGUAUAGAUGUUCAGGAAUUUAUUAAGCAAAGACUAGCGGAAGCCGACCUAGACCCCAGCGUCCCUCCUUAUGACUCUCUGCAGACUUACGCCUACGAGGGUCAGAGAUCAGAAGCUGGAUCCAUCAGCUCCCUGGAUUCAGCAACUACUCAAUCAGACCAGGAUUAUCAGUACCUUGGAGACUGGGGGCCCGAGUUUAAAAAAUUAGCUGAACUCUAUGGAGAAAUAGAAUCUGAAAGAACAACUUAG
Messenger RNA from Budorcas taxicolor (takin), 2373 nucleotides. RefSeq names its product cadherin 18 (gene CDH18). Gene Ontology annotation, cellular component: adherens junction; catenin complex; plasma membrane. Gene Ontology annotation, molecular function: cadherin binding; calcium ion binding. Gene Ontology annotation, biological process: cell-cell junction assembly; adherens junction organization; homophilic cell-cell adhesion. Bases 1 to 2373 code for a protein of 790 amino acids. The transcript is spliced from 11 exons. NCBI's taxonomy places the organism in Eukaryota, Metazoa, Chordata, Mammalia, Artiodactyla, Bovidae. The record is from RefSeq and is a predicted model, not a curated record.